AUGGCAGUGCCUCCGCCAGGAGAGACGUACGACUUUGAUCACUCGCAUCGCCAUAUGUACAGGGCCAACAUGGCGGUGAUCAUCACGGGAUUGAUCACUUGCACGGGCUGUCUCGCUUUGCGAGUGUAUACCAAAGCAUAUCUGCUGCACAAGUUCGGAUGGGAUGAUGUCUCCAUCAUCCUUGCCUGGGUCUUUUCAGUUGGCACCCAAGCCUGUUCCAUCUACGGAUACGAACACGGAGGCAUGGGCAUCCACUACUGGAACGUGACCCCCACAGAAUUCAACAUCUACACCAAGACCCUCCUCUCGGCAGUCAUAAUCUACGUUCCCACCCUCGCCCUCGCCAAACUCAGCCUCAUCGUCCUGUACCACCGCACGCUCCGACAAAAACGCUACCCACGAUGGAUCCUCUACAGUCUAGCCCUGAUGAUCAUCGGCUACAGCUUCGCUCUCAUGUUCGCCUUCCUCUUCGGAUGCCAUCCCAUCCAACGCGCCUGGGAUGCAUCCGUGGGAGGGACCUGUCUCGACCAAUACACGUUGUAUAUCGCCACCGCCGUGCUGAACAUCAUCUCCGAUGUUGCCCUCAUUCUGGUCCCCAUCCCGACGGUGUGGAGGUUACAUAUGCCAUCGAUUCAGAAAGUUGGUUUAUUGUUGAUGUUUAUGAUUGGUUGCGCAACCCUGGUGACCGGUAUUCUCCGCCUGCUAAGCCUCCUCCCAUUUCUCAACUCCAAAGACCCAACGUACGAUAUCGGCCUGCCAAAUCUCCUCAUCAAUAUUGAAGCCAACUUCGCCAUCAUAUGCAUCUGUCUCCCCUUCCUCCGACACUUCCUCCGUCGCUACGCGCCCCGUUUUAUCGGCGAAAACAGUAGUCUGGCCCGUCGGUACAUGAACUAUACGUUGACCGGACGAAGCACCACGCCUGGUCGUCGGAAGGAGAAUCGGAGUCCGUUGCAGGAUGAGAUUGAGCGGGCGGAGAAUGGCGCCGCGGUGGGGAUUGUGAAGAAGGUGCAGGUGGAGAUUAUCACGGAGGAUAGGUCGUCGGGGAUGGAGGGGGGAGGGGUGGGUGUGGGUAGGCAGGAGGUGGUGGUUUGUGCGGAGUAG
Messenger RNA from Aspergillus ibericus CBS 121593, 1101 nucleotides. RefSeq lists its product as uncharacterized. The coding region runs from base 1 to 1101 and encodes 366 amino acids. The record is from RefSeq and is a predicted model, not a curated record. NCBI's taxonomy places the organism in Eukaryota, Fungi, Ascomycota, Eurotiomycetes, Eurotiales, Aspergillaceae. The transcript has 7 exons.